This is a messenger RNA of Acanthaster planci (crown-of-thorns starfish), 4144 nucleotides long. RefSeq names its product histone lysine acetyltransferase CREBBP-like. Gene Ontology annotation, cellular component: nucleus; histone acetyltransferase complex; transcription regulator complex. Lineage: Eukaryota; Metazoa; Echinodermata; Asteroidea; Valvatida; Acanthasteridae. Gene Ontology annotation, biological process: positive regulation of transcription by RNA polymerase II. Gene Ontology annotation, molecular function: protein binding; chromatin DNA binding; histone acetyltransferase activity. The record is from RefSeq and is a predicted model, not a curated record.
UUCCUUGUUAGUCCUCUGACAAGCGUAAAAAGUUUUCAUCAACAGCCGCCAUUUUGAGCGAAUACGGUCGGGGAAAAACUGGCAUUUUCGGUGAAAAUUUCUCAUCAUUUCGGAAAUUAUUUCACCCGAAACCCAUUUUGAUAUUUUAUUUAAUUACUACUUCUUCCCCAGCGAUUGGAUGGGAACCCGCCAGGCGUUUCAUCAUGUGACGAAAACGAUUUGAAAUCGGCGAUCAUUUUCGUGCUGGGCUUUGUACACGGGAAAUUAAGGUCAAACUGUGCAGGAUACGUCGAUUUAAUACUAUUAUUUGCGUUGCAAUGGUGUAACCAGCUUUUUGUUUAACCGGAGUCUUCAACCAGCAGACAGCCAAUGGAUCACAUCAAGGUAAAACUGGAACAUUCCGGCAUCAAGUAAGACUUAAUUGGUGACUUCUUCGUAACACUGCGAACACGGAGUGGUCCAAUUUUUUCAACAUGGCCGACCUGGAAGGUCCGCCGAACAAGAGGCCGAAGCUAACGGUGCCGAUUUCGACGCCUAGCAGUGACAACAACACAGAGUUGAUGAGGUUACUGGAUCUGCCUGAUGACCUCAAUGGACCCAGCUCAAACAAUGCCAGCUCCCUCUCGGUUGGGGUCUCCAUGGGGUCUGCAACCCCCAGUAACGGAACCGCCCCUGCCUCAGUCAAUGCAGACUCCCACCAGGAUGUGCUCCAGAAGAACAAGCAGCUGUCACGACUGCUGCAGUGCCCCACCAAGAACGUCGGGGGCUCCCCCACGGCCACCAGCACGGCCAGCUCCAACAACAGUCCCAAGCCCAACCAGGCCGGCGGGAGCCCAGCAAUGGGUGGGGUGGGCACCUCACUGGCCAACAACUUGGUGGCCACCAGCUCGACUGGCAUGGCAAUGGGAUCCUUCCAGGCCCAUGCCCAGACCGGUAGGACAGUGACAAAUGUGACCAGUGCCUCCUUGGGCGGCAGCACAAUGGUCACCUUCUCCACUGCCCCUUUCUCGUCGACACCCCAGCUGAACACAAGUGCAAACUCUCCAGGCAACCUCACCUCAAGUGCGGGUCAGCCGCAAAUGAACGGACCCUUUUCUAACAAUAGUGCAAGUAAUUUAGGGGGCGUUCGGAACACUGUUACAAACACUUCGGCCAUGAUAGGCUCCCAAAAUGUUGUCCCCCAGUCUUCACAGGCAGCCAUGCUGGGUAACAUGACAUCAGCCAACCUACAAAACCCUUUGCAGAAGAUUGGAAGGCCCUCAAGCACUCCUCCUGGCAGCCAGUCCAACCUCACCAAUCCCUUCCAGGUCUUCUCCUCGGCCAGCCCCACAAUAUUCUCCUCCGUGGGCUCUACCACCUCAACUCCUUCCCUGCAACUGAACCCCAUGUCCACCUUUACCCCCACCAGCGCCACCACAACUCUCUCAGGCAGUCUGCUGGACAGCCUGAAUAUGUCUAACAUCAGCGUGCCCCCCAACCUGGCCAACAGCCUGCCGGCCAACCUGGCCGGCACCGCCGCUGCCGCCACCAACCUGCCCAACAUGGCCGGCAACGUGCACAGCAACAUGGUUGGGGGAUUCAGCCGGGAUUCGGGCGCGGCGGCGGCAAUGAAUGCCUCGGGAAACCUGGGAGUAAACAUCACCGGUAACCUCCCCUCCUCGAGUCUGCCGUCCAACAUCACCACCAACGUGGCUGGAAACAUACCUGGAAACGUGGCAAGCAGUGUCAAUAUGAAUAUUUCAGGUGGCAUAUCAAUGGGAGGCAUCGCUCAAGGAACUCAGCAGGCCAUGGCUGGUACCCAGCCUGGGGCUGCUGGUGGAACCCAAACCUCACCCGCUGACCUUGGCAAACGCAAGCUGAUCCAGCAGCAGUUGGUGCUCCUCCUGCAUGCGCACAAGUGCCAGCGGCGAGAGAACCAGGCCAACGGGGAGAACAAGCAGUGUGUCCUUCCACACUGCCGCACCAUGAAGAACGUUCUCAACCACAUGACCAAUUGCCAAGAGGGAAAGUCUUGCCAAGUUGCCCACUGUGCCUCAUCAAGGCAGAUUAUCACGCACUGGAAGAACUGCACUCGUAGCGACUGUCCAGUGUGCUUGCCGCUCAAGCAUGCGUCCGACCGACGGCACGCAGAAAAAUUGCUGCACAGUGCCAUGACCGGCCCUCUGCCUGGCUCUACUGCCAUUAGCACAACCAUUGAUCAGAACUCAAUGCAGCGGGCAUACCAGGCCCUGGGCAUCCCAUACAACACCAAGAAUCAGACCAGGCCACCGGGAAUGCCCAACCCCUUGAAUACCUCUGGUAACGUGCCAGGUGCUUUCACUGGUCCCCUGACCACCGCCAGUACCCAGCAGCAGACAGAUGCCAUGCUGCAGUCCUUUGCGCCUGGUAGCAACAGUGGAAGCAACGCUAGCAUGGGUAUCGCCAUGCCCAUUACUGGCAACACACAGCCUUGGCAGCAGUUUGUCACCCAGGAUUUGCGCAAUCACCUUGUCUUUAAAUUAGUUCAAGCAAUAUUUCCAUCACCAGACCCCCAGGCCAUGAAAGACAAGCGAAUGGGAAACCUGGUAGCCUAUGCCCGCAAAGUAGAAAAGGACAUGUACGAGCAAGCCAGCAGUAGGGAGGAGUACUAUCACCUCUUGGCUGAAAAGAUCUACAAGAUCCAGAAGGAGCUAGAGGAGAAGCGACAGAAGAGGAUGCAGGAGACGGGAGGCACUAAUACUGCUGCUGGAGGCAUCCCCACGACGGCAGCUGCAGCGGCAGCACAGCUGUCCCAGCUGCAGCCUCUCCAACAACUGCCUCAGCCCAGGAUGCCCACUCAGAAUGGUCCAUUAAGCAUUGCCCCUGCUACCCCAGCACCUCCUUCCGGCGGCCCAGCCUCAGUCCCCCAGAUGAUGACCCCGCCCACCAGCAUUGCCCCAGCUGGCCAGCUCAACGCCCAGGUCAACCAGAAUCCUUUUGCUCAAUUCCCUCCGCUGACCAGCAGCGUUACUAAUAACAGCAGCAAGCAGCCCCUGCCCAGCGUUGGCAUACAGGGUCUGACGCCGCAGUCCCAGCAGCAACAACAGCAGCAGCCACCAUCGGUGCCAGCAACACCACAAUCACAGGCCAAUCAAGUAAGCAAACAGGGGAUUAUUGCCAAUGCUACUCCUCCAACGCAAUCAGUGGGCAUAAUACCACCGUCCAAUGCUUUGACCAACAACACCACAACUGAAACCACACUGGCUGAGACAAAUCAACAGCAGGUGCAGUCUGGCAGUCUUGGCAAGCAGCCCCCUUCCAUCGAGCAGACAGCCCAGCCAGCCUCCGAAACCACCACACCUGCAGCUACGCCCCAGCCCAAGCAGGAGCCUGCUCUGACACCCAAGGGUGGCAAGCAGACCCCUGCUCCGGCCAGUCUGGAGCCGGGGGUCAAGCAGGAGCCCGUGGACGGCAACCCCUACACCUGCGGGUUUGGCAACGCCUCCCAGCCGGACGGCGUCGGCAGUGGCAAGGGGGGUGGAAAAGGCACUGGCGGUGUGGGGAAGGGCGGUAACGGGCAGGGUGUGGUCAAGCAGGAGGCUGGCGAGACCAAGGAAGUGUCAGUGAAAGCAGAGCCUGGCCAGUCUGCCAGUAGUGACGUACAGCAGAAGCCACCCGUCAAGACUGAACCUACUAAGGCUCCAAGGUCCAAGAAAGUUUUCAAGCCUGACGAACUUCGGCAAGCCUUGAUGCCUACCCUGGAGAAACUGUAUCGUCAGAAUCCAGAGUCUCUACCCUUCCAGCAGCCAGUGGAUCCCAAGACCUUACAAAUACCGGUUUGUGCUCAUCCCUUUUAUGGGUUUUUUUCCCUUGUUUCUUUGGCUUGGAAGAAUGUCAUAAAGACCAAGUCAGGUCUGAAAGAAAAAACCUUGUUUGUCUUGAAAUGAAAAAAGUUGAGUCUUUCUUUGUCCUUGGCAUUACAGUUGAGUUCUUUUGUGCCCACUUUGGGAUCUCUUCCUGACCAGUCUCCCCAGCUAAUGUCUGAUGCGUUCUGCCUUUACUUUACUUUUUGGUUUUUAAUUUGUCGAAAGGGAUAUCAAAAAUACAUUGACUGUUUGAACACGUGUGAAUGCCAGGAAUGCCGUCUUUUGUUCGAGCUACCUCCAGUGGCAGGCGUCCGAAGGCC